Messenger RNA from Marasmius oreades (fairy-ring Marasmius), 411 nucleotides. RefSeq lists its product as uncharacterized. Gene Ontology annotation, cellular component: mitochondrion. Lineage: Eukaryota; Fungi; Basidiomycota; Agaricomycetes; Agaricales; Marasmiaceae. Bases 1 to 411 code for a protein of 136 amino acids. The record is from RefSeq and is a predicted model, not a curated record. The transcript is spliced from 2 exons. Gene Ontology annotation, molecular function: thiosulfate-cyanide sulfurtransferase activity.
AUGCGUCGCGGUCGCGGUCACGGCCCGGGUAGCCCCGGCGGGCGUCUUUUCUCGACCACCAAACAAGACGCUGGUGAAGUGGUGGCUACGAGCCAAAGCCAAGGUGAAGGCGGAAACGUCAAGAUCAUCACGUACGAUCUUCUUAAACCCAAAACUCAAAUUCCGAACCCCACCACAAUCAUAAUCGACGUCCGCGAACCCACUGAAGUCAGAAAUGGCAUGAUACCCACCGCAGUCAAUAUCCCCCUCACGACUCUCCACGAUUCUCUAAAAUACUCUUCAGAAGAGUUCAAGAAACUGUAUGGUGUUUCGAAGCCGGAGAGGAAUCAGGAGAUUACGUUUUAUUGUUAUAAGGGGUUGAGGAGUCGGGUUGCGAGUGAUAUUGCGGUGAUGAAUGGGUUUACGAAGUGA